Molecule: messenger RNA, 2139 nt
Organism: Phymastichus coffea
Lineage: Eukaryota; Metazoa; Arthropoda; Insecta; Hymenoptera; Eulophidae
Product: juvenile hormone esterase-like
Exons: 7
Coding region: 4-1602 (532 amino acids)
Source: RefSeq, a predicted model, not a curated record
AGGAUGGAACGGAAGAACGCGGUUGUCGACACGUCGAGCGGUAAAUUGCAGGGUUCGUGUCAACGAAGCUGCUUAGGCGAUAAAUAUUAUGCGUUUAAAGGGAUACCCUAUGCUAAGCCACCAACCGGUCAGCUAAGAUUUCGAGAUCCGCAACCAAUGGAACCAUGGACGGACAUCCGCAAUGCAAUGUCAUAUGGAUCGAUUUCAGCACAGUACGACGCUGGAUUAAAAGAAGUGAUUGGUUCCGAGGACUGCUUGUAUUUGAAUGUAUAUACACGAAAUUUAGAUGCAUGUUCGCGAGCACCUGUGAUGUUUUGGAUCCAUGGUGGAGCGUUUCUAUCUGGUAGUGGCAACGACGAUAUGUUCGGACCUGAUUAUUUGCUCACGAAGAGUGUUGUACUUGUCACUAUUAACUACAGACUUGGGGUUUUUGGUUUCUUUGAUUUGGAAGAUAAAGUGGCGCCUGGUAAUCAGGGCCUUAAAGAUCAGGUGAUGGCUUUGAAAUGGGUACGCAAUAAUAUUAUCAACUUUGGUGGCGAUCCUGAUAAUGUUACAAUUUUCGGCGGUAGUGCGGGUGCGGCGUCAGUUCAUUUUCUCACAAUGUCGCCUAUGGCAAAAGGAUUGUUCCAUAAAGCAAUUUGUCAAAGUGGCACUGCAAUUAGUACGUGGGCAACGAAGAAGAAUCCAAAGAAAGUUGCAUUUCAGUUUCUCGAUGCUUUGAAUUGCAAACAACAAGAUCCUAAAGUGAUUGUUGAAUUUUUAAGGAAUAUCGAAUAUACUCGAAUAAUCGAAGCACAACAGACAUUGGCCACACCUUUGCACAUGUUAAGAGGUGACUUUCCCUUCACACCUGGAAUCGAUGACCAAUCUGAUGAACCGUUCUUGAAUGUACCUGCAGCAGUAGCCGCAGAGGAAGGUGUUCAAGUACCUCUUAUGAUUGGGUCAAAUACCUUGGAAGGUCUUGUCUUACUACGGGCCAUAAGAGCACUAGAUCUAAUAGAUAUCAAUCGGAACUUGGAGCACUACAUGUUUUCGAAUAUCGAAAAAAUUCUACAGCGGUACAAUUUGACACUGAAAGAUUUGCGGCAAUUAUAUUUGAAAAAUGAUCUAAUCUCUAAUGAAACUCUACACAAAUAUCUUGAACUUUUGGGCGAUAUACUCGUCACAGAGAAUAUUCACAGGCUCGCGAAAAUACAAUUUCACAAUGGCGCAGCGCCAACCUAUCUUUACAAAUUAUCGUACGAAAAGAAUCUCUCGUUGAGUAAAAAACAACUGAACACUGACAUCAAGGGCGCCAAUCACGGUGACGAAUUAAUGUAUUUAUUUCGAGCGCACAUCUGCGAUACUUUGAACUUGGUGCAGUUGCAAGAAGGAACUGGUGCUGACAGAGUAAUGAAACAAAUGGUUGAGCUGUGGACGAAUUUUGCAAAAACAGGGAGACCGACUAGCGUCGCGUCAGAUUUGUUGCCUCUUUAUUGGCAGCCGGUGGGAAGCGACGUUAUUCUGCGCUAUUUGAAUAUUGGCGAGGAACUACGUAUGGAGAAGGAGUUGAAUAUCGAACAGCGAUACUCUUACAAGAGGAAUGAUUUUAUUAUCCAUUAAUUUAUUGAUUUUUAAAAACUAUGAUACUCUGUUACAUUUCGUUUAUUUUAUUUUGACGAAGAUAAAAAGUAAUAAAAAAAAUAUUUAUCUUUAAGCUUCAAUAAAUUUAAUAAAAUAAUUGAAAAACAAAGAAAGGCUCGAAAAAUAUUUCUUUUUUUCAGUCGAAUGAUGUUCUUAAAUGUAAUUAAUUGAGUUAAUCAUAAUUUUCGUAAACGAUAUUAAUAUUUUAAUUAUAAUUCGCGGUUUUUUGAAUGCGUAAUACGCAACUAAAUUUUAUAAUAAAUAAACAAUAAUUUACAAAACUUCUAUCUCAGAAAUGUAAAUAAACUUAACCCAGCGAAGAAAAGUAUUUAACACAAAUAUAGUUGUAACAAAAUAUAUACAGCACAGAGAAUGAUAUUGACAUGCACGAAAUUAAUGUGGAUUGGAGGGUAGCUCUGCUGAAUUUCAACAUGUACAGUGUGAAGCUUGGAUGAAUAUUGGUUACUCGAGUUGUUCGUGCACCUGUCAUGUUUUUGUUACGCAAGGGAACUAUCC